AUGGGGCAUCAGCUGCUGAAGCUGAAGUUAACCCACAUUUGGAAGCCUUCAGAAGAAGUUAAUCUUGUUGAUUUGGGGUCUGAUUAUUUCUUAAUCAAAUUUCUAAACGAACAAAAUAUGCUCCACGUACUUCAUAAUGGUCCAUGGUUUAUCCUGAACAGCCAUCUUUCAAUCCAAAGAUGGGAACCGAAAUUUGUAGCUUCGCAAGCAAAAGUUGCUUAUACGGCGAUUUGGCUCUGGCUGUCGGAAUUGCCGAGUGAAUUUUAUGAUUGGGAUGUUCUACAGAAAGAAUUGCCCUUACACAAGGCUCCAUAUUCAUCACAAUCCUUUAGGCCCUUUUCAUCACUUACUGCGUCGAACACGAAUGGAGAACACUGUCCUGAUGGAGAACGACUCUCACAGCCGAGCAGUAUACGUCUCGAUGAACCCUCAAGCUCCUCAACCACCGAGCUCGUGGCUGGAAAUAGGGUUGAUGGGUCAUGCGUUAACCUUCAACUUGCAUAUCAACGGGGAGCAGGUACUUAUUAUGAUUCAGCAUCUGGCAGAAUUAGCUCAGAUAAUUCUGAAAGGUAUGAGAUUGGGCCUGGAUGCUUUCAAUCACCACCACUGGUCAGUAACCCCACCGCCCUUUCCACCACUGAUAGGCAACUAGAGGGAGUUUCCCUUCUAUCCACAGCCACAACAUGGGCUGGCUCCCUGGAUCCAACAGCAUACCACAAUGCUGUCAACAAUGGUGAGUUCCAUGAACACGCCGCCACCAUCCCCUCAGGCAGGCCCAUCUCAGACCCAACCAGUGCAUCAGGAAGAAUCGACAGGAAUAGGGGAAGGCGUGCACAGCUCAGCACCGGAGGCAGUCCUUCUAGGACAGGUACCUCCUCCGGCUACUGGAUAGACCAGCUCUGGCCCAUGUCUACAGAGAGCAGAACCGACUAGCCGAUAGCCUAGCAGAAAGAGCCAUCUCUACUGCACAACUAUCCGUUCUAGCUACUGCGGAUCCAGUUAUGGACACUACUAUGUUUUGAACUCCUCCACAAGAUCUUCUGAUUGUUUUGGGUGCUAACAAAAGAGGAGAUUUUGUUACUAGGCGUGUGAAGACUUUGCGUUCUUUACCACCUAGUACAUCUGUAAAUAUUCCUACUAGUAUGGUGUUUAGUGUUAAUAGAUAGUCCGUAAAUAAUGCACCAUGUGCAAAUACUACGGUGGCAGCACUGCUAAAUGACUCUCUGUAGACUUUUUGAUAUGAUGCUAAUAUAAUAUAAUAUCCUACUUACCAAAAAAACUAAAUAAAUAAGGGACUGAAAGUACAAUUAAUAUGAAGUAGUCGGUUUACAGUUCAAUAUUAUUCUAUAUUAGUUAUCUAAGCACUGUUGUACUUUUCUGCAACAAGCAUUUUCUUCCUCAAAAGCAAAAUGUUCAUUAAUGAAUGUGUUUUUUUUUUAUAAUUUGUUGUGGGGGAUGGGGGCUGUUAAAGAAUCUGUACUGUCCUUACUUGAUCGAUAAAUUUUCUGUAGAUAUUUUGCAGUAAUGAUGUAUCCAAGUACACCCCCUGUCACGUAAUAUUCACGUAAUAUUGUAUUUUUAUAUAAAAAAAUAAUUAUUUUUCCUUAGUAUAUCUCUUAUCUUUUU
Messenger RNA from Capsicum annuum, 1626 nucleotides. RefSeq lists its product as uncharacterized. The record is from RefSeq and is a predicted model, not a curated record. Bases 1 to 933 code for a protein of 310 amino acids. NCBI's taxonomy places the organism in Eukaryota, Viridiplantae, Streptophyta, Magnoliopsida, Solanales, Solanaceae. The transcript has 3 exons.